UAAUGUCUGUGAAGGGAGGAACAUGAGGAGAUAGUGAAUGUGAUUUGUUCCGCUGGAUCUGACUCAUCCAGCAGCCUGGAACACCUGCAUUCGGGGUCUGCCAUUCAUUUAUUUCUGGGUGUUAAAAGAACCUGAAAUAAAAUUGAGCUGCCCUUCCCCAGUAUUUACUGGGAAAGGUAAAUCAGACAGUGUGAACGCAUCUGGCGUUGCCGCUGCUCUUCCCCACUAUACCGAGACACCCGGAGAGACUGCUAGAGCCUGAAAGGGCUGUGAAAAUGCAUCACACCCGCCACAGAGCUGCAUAGGUUUAAUAUAGGUGAAUCAGGCGAUUACAAGAGCUGCCACUUUAUUCACCACCGGGAUUGCUUUUCUCUUCCUUUCCCCUCCCCUGGAUGAAGAGGACUAGGCGGCAGUGUCACUGGGAGGAGAUGCUGAAUAGAAAGAAAAGAGAGGCACUUGACAGCGCAGCCCUGUGAAUACAGAGACUGUUUUCCUUUUAGAGACAGAGAGAGAGAGUGUGUGUGUGUGUGUGUGUGGUGCUUUUCUUUCUUUCCCUCUCCCCCACCCCCCCAGUCCUUUCCUUUCUCUCGCUCUCUUGUUUAAUCUAUGCGUCCAGCCAUGGGUUGCCUGUUGAUUUCCUCUCGACUGGAGAGAAAAGCAAACUGGGAUUAAACUGCAGCGAGAAAAGUGCAGCUCCUCAGACACGCAUCCGCACACACGCAUAGACGCACAGAGAAAGGAUGUGGUGGCGGCGGCUGCUGGCCUGUCUUAAAGAAACCCGAGCGUGCAUCUGAUUAGCGCAGCCCGAGAUUGCUCUUAAAAGAUAUAUGUUUGCUGCUAAUGGUGAUGAUGAGCUGGUGGGUUUCUUGAUUUUUUUUUUUAUUUCUUUUUCCUACCCUAGCAGCCGAGUGGGAGUUUGGUAGUAGAGGGAGAGAAAGGGAACUGCAAAUCCGGACACCAGUUUGUUGAGGGUUUUUUUUUUUUUUUUAAUUUGUUUUAUCCUUUGCCAUUCUCAUCCCCUUGCCUUUUGAUUCGGGAAGGAAAGAGUGAGGGUGUAGGAAACAGAGGGGGAAAUACCGAUGGCAGCGAGAUGCAGCUCUCCGCCGCAAGCAAUACGAGAUUAGAUCUCUAAAUGCAGCAAAACACUCCCUGAAAGCCAACAGCCCCGCGGUGCAAUCAGACAUUUCACUGCCUCUCACUGCACACGAAGAGGGCUCCUACAACAAGCUGAGACUUUUUUCCCUUCUGUCUCUCUCCCAUCCCUCUGCUCCAUCAAUUGCAUCGCAAGCGAUGAGUAGCAAAUAAGAUUUUUCUCCCCCUGCUUACAGACCUGUGGCCACCACCCCCUUUUCCCAUGUAUAUAUGAAUACACGUAUUAAAAAAAAAAAAAUCUUUUUGAUCGUUUUUAGAAAAACAACCACCGCCGCUGAUUUUUUAUGAUUAUUAUUUUUAUUAUCCUUUGUACAUCUGCGGACGUUCAAGGAUUGGGAACGCUUCGUCCGCCUGGAGGAGAAGAUCUUUUGCAAAUUUUCUGAUUUUUUGCAAUCCUCCCACUGCCGAAGUUGGACGGCCGAAGUAACUGCGAGGGGACCACAAUCACGGCGAGCGCUUCCUGAGACGCUGCCGGAGCAGCUCCCCCCUCCCCUGCCGCUGCCCCCCCCCCCGUUCUGCUCCCUGCCUUCCUCUAAGCUAUAUGGUCCAUUUGCUGCCUCUCAUCCUGUGUCUCUGCAGAUGUUUUAGAGCAACAGGUUCAGGAACUUAAAAUAUAGGGGUGGGUAGAGAGAAGGAAAAAAAAAAAAGCCAGAAAAAAAAUAGCCGAGCCGGCAGAGGAGGAGAAGGAAGAACAAGCCUAGUGCAGGAGGCAGAGAAGACGGGAACGACCCUGGUCGCCGCUGCAGCUGCUGCCAUCCCCCACCCCUGCUCGGGGAUGUACCUUUCCAUUUGUUGCUUCUUCCUCUGCUGGGCUCCCGCCCUGACACUGAAGAACCUGAAUUACUCGGUGCCAGAGGAGCAGGGAGCAGGCACGGUCAUCGGAAACAUUGGCCGCGAUGCGCGGCUGGCGGCGGGGGCAGCGGGUGGUGGGCUGCUGCCUGCUGAGCGCAGUGGCCCCGGCCGCAGCCCCAAGUCCACCUUUCGGGUGCUGGAGAACUCAGCCCCGCACCUCCUGGAUGUGGACGGAGAGAGCGGGCUGCUCUACACCAAGCAACGCAUCGACCGUGAGGCACUGUGCCGGCGCAGCACCAAGUGCCAACUGUCCCUCGAGGUGUUCGCCAAUGACCAGGAGAUCUGCAUGAUCAAGGUGGAGAUCCAGGACCUGAACGACAAUGCACCGACGUUCCCUUCUGACCAGGUGGACAUGGACAUCUCAGAAAACGCCGCGCCGGGCACCCGCUUUCCCCUCACCAGCGCCCAUGACCCAGAUGCUGGGGACAACGGUCUGCGCACCUACCUUCUAACCCGUGAUGACUACGGCCUCUUCUCUCUUGAUGUGAAGUCCCGCGGUGAUGGCACGAAGUUUCCGGAGCUGGUCAUCCAGAAGCCAUUAGACCGUGAGGAGCAGAGCCACCACACUCUGGUGUUGACGGCACUGGAUGGUGGCGACCCACCACGCUCGGGCACAGUGCAGAUCAAUGUACGCCUCAUUGACUCCAAUGACAACAGUCCGGUAUUUGAGGCAGCCUCCUAUGUGGUUGAACUGCCAGAAAAUGCACCACUAGGGACAGCUGUCAUUGACCUCAAUGCCACUGACGCCGAUGAGGGCACCAAUGGUGAGGUGCUCUACUCCUUCAGUGGCUAUGCACCCGAUCGCGUCCGUGAUCUCUUUAGCAUCGACCCACAGAGCGGCCUCAUCCGUGUCAAGGGCAACCUGGACUAUGAGGAGAGUGGUCUUAUAGAGAUUGAUGUCCAGGCUCGAGACCUGGGGCCCAACCCCAUCCCUGCUCACUGCAAGGUCACCGUUCGCCUCAUUGACCGCAAUGACAAUGCACCCACCAUUGGCUUUGUCUCUGUUCGCCAGGGAGCACUGAGUGAGGCUGCUCCACCGGGCACCGUCAUUGCCCUUGUGCGGGUCACUGACCGUGACUCGGGUAAGAAUGGGCAGCUCCAGUGCCGGGUGCUAGGAGGUGGUGGUGGGCCUGGGGCUGUCCCUUUCACACUGGAGGAGAACUAUGACAACUUCUACACUGUGGUCACCGACCGGCCCCUGGACCGUGAGGCGCAGGAUGAGUACAAUGUGACCAUCGUGGCUCGUGACGGGGGCAACCCCCCACUCAACUCCACCAAGUCCUUCUCUGUCCGAAUCCUCGAUGAGAAUGACAACCCACCCCGCUUCAGCAAGAAUCUUUAUGUAUUGCAGGUGCCCGAGAACAAUAUCCCUGGCGAGUACUUGGGCUCUGUCUUGGCUCAAGACCCUGACCUGGGCCAAAAUGGGACAGUGUCUUACUCCAUUCUGCCCGGCCACGUGGGCGACGUAUCCAUCUACACCUAUGUGUCUGUCAACCCAACCAAUGGUGCUAUCUAUGCCCUGAGGAGCUUUAACUACGAGCAGACAAAGCACUUCGAGUUUCGCGUGCUGGCCAAAGACUCAGGCUCACCCCACCGUGAGAGCAACGCCACAGUACGCGUUACCGUGCUUGAUGUCAAUGACAACGCACCCCUCAUCGUCCUACCUGCCCUCAUCAAUGACACCGCUGAGCUGCAGGUGCCACGCAACGCUGGGGUGGGCUAUCCUGUGGGCACCGUUCGUGCCCUGGACAGUGACUUUGGGGAGAGUGGGCGCCUCACCUAUGAGAUUGUGGAAGGCAAUGAGGAGCACCUCUUUGAGAUGGACCCCACUAGCGGUGAGAUACGCACCUUGCACCCCUACUGGGAGGAGCUCAGCCCUGUGGCUGAACUAGUGGUAAAAGUCAGUGACCAUGGCAAGCCCAGCCUCUCUGCGGUGGCCAAGCUCAUUGUCAGGGCCUUGGCAGGGCCCCUACCUGAGGCUGGCGAGCCACAGGUGAAUGGCGAGCAGCAUCGGCGACCACACUGGGACUUGUCGCUGCCCCUGAUCGUGACUCUGAGCACUGUCUCCAUCAUCUUGCUGGCUGCCAUGAUCACUAUUGCUGUGAAGUGCAAGCGAGAGAACAAGGAGAUCCGCACCUAUAAUUGUCGCAUUGCCGAGUAUAGCCACCCUCAGCUGGGAGGAGGGGGAGGCAGUGGCGGGGGAGGAGGAGGCAGUGGCAGUGGAGGGGGCAAGGGCAAGAAGAAGAAGAUCAGCAAGAAUGACAUUAUGCUGGUGCCCAGUGAGGGCGAGGACAGCCGGGGCCCCCUCAAUGUCAUGAACGUGGUGAGCAGCCCAUCCCUGGCCACCUCACCCAUGUACUUUGACUACCAGACCCGCCUACCCCUCAGCUCUCCCAGGUCUGAGGUGAUGUACCUGAAGCCCGCCUCCAACAACCUGACUGUACCCCAGGGACAUGUGGGCUGCCACACCAGCUUCACAGGGCAAGGGACUAACGCCAGCGAGGCUCCCCCGAGCCGGAUGUCCAUAAUUCAGACAGACAAUUUUCCCGCAGAGCCCAAUUACAUGGGCAGCAGGCAGCAGUUUGUUCAAAGUAGCUCCACGUUCAAGGAUCCAGAAAGAGCCAGCUUGAGGGACAGCGGGCAUGGGGACAGUGAUCAGGCUGACAGUGACCAAGACACUAACAAAGGCUCCUGCUGUGACAUGUCUGUUAGGGAGGCACUCAAGAUGAAAACUACUUCAACUAAAAGCCAGCCACUUGAACAAGAACAGCAAGGCAGAGGCCAAAGACCCAUUGUUGGGAUCUGUGGACCAGCCCGCUGUGAGGAUGGAAAAUUUUCAGAGCAAGAAGAAUGUGUUAACUGCACAGAUGAAUGCAGAGUGCUUGGUCAUUCUGACAGAUGUUGGAUGCCACAGUUCCCUGCAGCCAGCCAGGCUGAGAAUGCAGAUUAUCGCACAAAUCUCUUUGUACCCACAGUUGAAGCUAAUGUUGAGACUGAGACUUAUGAAACUGUGAACCCCACUGGGAAAAAGACUUUUUGUACAUUUGGGAAAGACAAGAGAGAGCACACUAUUCUCAUUGCCAAUGUUAAACCUUAUUUAAAAGCCAAACGUGCCCUGAGUCCUCUGCUUCAGGAGGUUCCCUCAGCAUCGAGCAGCCCAACCAAGACAUGCAUUGAGCCUUGCACCUCAACAAAAGGACCUCUGGAUGGUUGUGAAGUGAAAUCAGGAGCCUUCGCUGAACCAAACAGCCAGUACUUGUCAACUGACAGUCAGUAUCUAUCGCCUAGUAAACAGUCAAAAGACGCUCCCUUCAUUACAUCAGAUCAGAUGGCUAGGGCCUUUGCAGAUGUGCAUUCCCGAGUGAGCCGAGACUCGAGUGAGAUGGACUCUGUUCUGGAGCAGUUAGACCGUUCAGCCCGGGAUCUAGGCAGGGAGUCGGUGGAUGCCGAGGAAGUUGUGAGAGAAAUAGACAAGCUCUUGCAGGACUGUCGGGGAAAUGACCCUGUGGCCAUCAGAAAGUGAGGGGGAAAAUAAGGACAGGCUGGCAGUUAUGUUCCUCUUCUGCUGAUUAAAACUAACUAAAUAAAAAAUAAAAUCCCCUGGUUGUAACAGAUUUACAGGAAUGAAGGAAGACCAAUGCUGCUUUAAGGCUUUUAGUGAACAUCUGAAGUGCCCACAAGUAUGUUCUUUUCACUGCUCUUUCUUUUUGACAGAUAACACUGGUUUCAUUUUGACCAAACUUUCAUUAGGACAGAGUCGAGUACACAAAGAACUAUAUGAAUGAAGUAAAGAUGGUGGCAUUUUGACAAUCUGAUAGGAAGGUGUGAGAAAGGUGGAAUGGAAAUACGUCUGACACUUUAAGACUGUCCUCAAUAGCUGAUGCUGACUUUACUGUUUACGUAAAAACCCCAAGAAAAACAGGGUUGAAUAUUUCUGUUCUGUGGUGGAUUUCCAGCAAUCACCACAGGCUUCUACUGAAAGUCCUAAAAGAGUUCUUGUAGUAGUCCAAGCGACACCAAACAUUAACAUUCAUUUGUGGUAAACAUUUAUGUACAAAGUUAUCUGCCACAAAUAAGAGAGGAAAGAAAAAAAAAAGAACAAGAAAAAAAAAAAAACACCAUUCCAGAUCAUUAUUCAACCAGACAUAUCCUGAUCAUCAGUAAAACACUUCAUAUCAUAUUAAGAUAAAUGUAAAAUGAUAUAGUCCAUCUUGUCCUGCACACACAUCAGCUAAUUCACUUGAAAAAGAAGAAAAAAAUAGUAUCUAUUUAGCUUUUUAGUGUCCAGCAAAACUAUAAAUAGUUAGUGGGAAGUUAAAAAGAAAAAAGGAGAAAAAUACGUUUUGAAAAGUUACCUUUCAGGGUAAUACACCAGAUAAAUUAACAUUCUUAACACUUUUUGAUUCAUUUGUGGACACUAAAAUAGCUCAGGAAAGUGAAAAUGUCUUAGACAUCCACACAAGUCACACGAUCAUAUAAAUGUGCAAAUGUAAGAAGAUUCAGUGUGUUUACAUCAAAUGACAUAUUUUUAUUGAUUUAUUGCAGAUUCAGUGCAUAUGAGCCAAAUUGUUGAGUGUAUAAGAGCUAUAUUGUGUAUUUUAUUAAAUUAAUAUAUAGUUGUGUUGCAAAAAUAUUUGGGCUUAUAUUGUAAAUGGCAAGUGUUGCCUCGGUAGCUGUCGAACUCUAUGAGUUUUGUUUUUUCCUGCUUCCUUUUCCCCAUGGAUUUUGGGAAGCAGUGCCUCAGAGCAAAGUCUCUUGUUUAAUGUAUGGUCUACGAAGUACUGCAGUACAUAAUCUGUUCAAAAUGUGUUUGAGUGAGCUGAUGGAGCUAACUGAACGGCCUACAAAAAUAUCCAUCAGUCAUGGUUUUGUGCAAGUCCUUGUAGAAGCUUCUAUUGCAAACUCAUGUUUAAUAACAAAAAUUACACUUGAACCAACACCUGGAACCUUCUUAUUUAUUUUGUUUUUCUUUGUUUUCCCCAAAUAUGUGCAGCCAGCCUGUUUAGUGUAGGAUAUUUGAUUGACUUCUUAAGAAACGUCACACUUUUCAAAGUUUUGAUAUUUAGUUGAGAGAUCUGAAACAUAUGUCAGUGCCAAAAUUUGUCAAGGCAUGAGCAGUAUUUUCUCUGUUUCUUUAGACUGUGCAAUUUCUUCCUGCAGUUCUAAUUAUACACUGUUUAUAUUGGGGGAUUGUUUCUGUUUUUUUUUUUUUCUUUUUUUUUUUUUUUUAAUUCUGAAGAAAAAUUUGCAGAAUAAUUUGGGAGAGCUUCAACAUUUUUUAUUAUGUUUUCUAAGGGCAUUUUUAUUGCAUUUGAAAAUUCAAAAUUGCCUUCAGACAAAAGGUAAAAAAAAUCAACCCAUAUUCAAAAUGAACUAGCACAGAACAAGUAGAAGUGGAAGAAAAAAUGUUUAGCUCAGGAUUUGUCCCCUGUAUGCUUCAGAUACCGUGUUGGACAUAAAACUACUGCACAUUGUUUAAAAACAGUAUCUGGGUUAAAGUAAACACAUGCUCAACUAUAGAAACAUAUAUAAAAGAGUUCAUUUAAUUUAGGUUGGUAAUCUCAAAUAUCACAAAGCCAUACUUUUCAUCAAUUCAAGGAAUAACAUUCAUCCAACUUUCUCUUUUCAUGUUGAUUUGCCAUUAAAUGGUGAUAUCAGUCAGUCGUACAACUAAUUGUCUUCGGUUGUUGGAAACACCCAUUCCAGUUUGCUCUUAGCUCCUGCUGUUAAAAAAAGUCUAUGAAUACAUGUAAACAAAUGAUCUUGUACAUGUUUUAUCAAGCUACUCUCCAUGUUUUGGACAAUUUAUGUAACUAAAAUGUGGUGUUGUCUGUGUUAUAUAUAUUUCUUUCUUUUUGGCCAAGAGACCCAAGAUUGAUUUUGCUUGAUAGCUUGAUAGCUUAAAAUUCCAUAGUGGAGAGGAUUUCUUAUUGUUUAAACAGUCUUUUAUACGUAUUUCUGUGGUGCUCAUCACUUCAGUGUCUGUGCACCAAGUCGUUAGCUCUGCCAGUGAGAUACAUUAUUCAGCAAAAUCUAAGCCAGUAUGUAAAUGCAGUCAAGUGAUGGAGAUUUGUGUAUUUUAUAAAUGAUUUUAACACUGAGUAACCAAUUGUACAAUUCAUUGUAUAUGUCUGAAGACAUAAAACCACAAUAUUCAGAGAAAGGGCUGUGCCAAUGUAAGAGGAAUUUACCUUAAGGCUCUCUGUCACUAGUGAUUUACUAGCUUUAGUUGUUUAACACAUUAUCUGUAUUUAGUAGUGAUUAUUUAUUUACCACUCUGAGGUAAUUCAGAAUUCAUGACUCACGGCUUUAUAGGAGAGUUUAGGAAAUCUUGCUUUUAUUUAAUUUGGCCAACAACUGCCUUGUGUUGUAUAUCUUUGGCAUACUGCUUCCAGUAAGCAUGUCCCAGGUUAAAAAAUUGGUUUCAUAAUUUAGGAUUGAUACAUAAUGUAUCAACAAAUGAGCAGAGCAUAUAUAAUGUGAGUUUUGCUGUUUGAGUCAAAAUUAACAUGAUUAUGUCUGAAGGAAGUGUCAUCUGAAGUACCACAAACAAAAGAAUUAGAACACUUUUUUCUCUCUUUGGUAUCUUUGCAAUCGCCACUGGAGAAAGAGACAGCAAUGGAAGAUGAAGUUGAGUUAUUUCUCUCAUUCCUUAUGUACGUCUUAUAAAACUGAAAUAAAAUAUGUCACAUGACUAUAGAGAGAAUGACUGAGCAAAGGGAAAGCAAGUUAAAAAACUAAUAAAAUUGUACUGUACACUGUGAAUAGAGCAUAAGGCAUUCUGUUUUAUUUUAUUAUUUUUAUUUUUUAGAUUAAUGAAAUCAAGCAACUGAGAGUUCCUUAAAAGACUGGCCAAUCAAAUUGGGACUCUAAAUCAGAUCUUUUCUUUCCUCCACUUCUUUCCUGGCAUACUUAUCAGGAAAGAGAGUCUUCUUAACUAUGAUUUGCCACUUGAGGUAUUAGGCUUUGAAGUCCAAGCUAUAUCCAGAAGUCAGAAAUUGCUCACAGUGGAGCAAGGUGCAUCAUUCCAACAAACUUUCAACUGUCUGUUGCCUAAUGGAAGGGAAAUUGCUAAGGUCAAAAAGGAGUUGGAAACCGAGCAUAGUAUGCACCCAUUCACUAUUAUUUAAUUACUUUAUUUUGAGAUUAGACAGUGAUUAUUAUUGCAUUAAUUCAAGUGGGAGUUUUGGCUAUCAAGAUUUAUUGACGUGUAGCUGAAUGAAACUUGAUUGAGAUUUUGACUUCUCUGGCCCGGUAGUGCUACAGGUUAGCAUUCGCAUCUAUCAGUCCCUGUCUCCCCAUAUGGCUCAAAGGUGCACCAAUGACUAGUGAAUGACAUAUACACACUAAAAAUAAAACAAACAGGAAAAAAAUGAACAAAAAAAAAUCCACAAACAAAAGCAGCAUACAUUGUAUGAAUUAUUUCAACCGCUAUUGUUCAAUGGCUGUGUUUAAUGUGACCUAUCUGGAAAAUGAGGACUACGAAUAAAAAGCAAUUACUAAUA
This is a messenger RNA of Numida meleagris (helmeted guineafowl), 9509 nucleotides long. It is a transcript of the gene PCDH17, whose product is annotated as protocadherin 17. Lineage: Eukaryota; Metazoa; Chordata; Aves; Galliformes; Numididae. The coding region runs from base 1928 to 5527 and encodes 1199 amino acids. The record is from RefSeq and is a predicted model, not a curated record. Gene Ontology annotation, biological process: homophilic cell-cell adhesion. Gene Ontology annotation, molecular function: calcium ion binding. Gene Ontology annotation, cellular component: plasma membrane. The transcript is spliced from 5 exons.